AUGAGCAGGAGUAAAGAAGGAGGGAAAGGACUUGCCAAAGAACUUAAAAUACCAGGAAUGUCUUUGGAUUUGUCAGGGUUAAAGGCGAAGAUUUCGUCAAAACUGGCUGGUAAUAAGAAUUCGGGGAAUAAGAAGUCAAAUGGAAAGAGAAAGGGUUCACAAAAUGCCGAGCAGCCUGCUAAAGAGAACUCUGAGAUAAAAGAGACGCUGCGCCGCGAGGCGCUGGAAUUGGGAGCUUCGGAACAAGAUUUGAAGCUGGUUGAAGGCUUGAGUGAUAACGAUGAUCUUAGUGCCCAGGAGUUUGGUGAAGAUGAGGGUAGUGCUGAGGUAGAUAAGGCUUUCCAGGACGAUUUACAGAAGAUGUUAAAGGGCAUGGGUUUCAGUAGUAUGAAGGAUGCAGGAAUUAUUGCAGACGAGGAGGUUGAAGUGGAGCAGCAAGAGGAAGAGGAGCCAGAAGCCGAAGAGGCUGAAGAGGCUGAAGAGGCCAAACAGGAGGAGAAAGAGGAGCCUGAUCUACUUAGUUCAGGCGAAGAAGACUCGAACCAGGACUCAGAACCGGAAAAUGAACAGCAAGAAAAAAAGAAAGACCUAGGAAUGAUUACUGAGACCCACUUUGUGACAAGUGACAAAUUGAUUGUUCCAGCAGACGUUGCAUGGCACCAGGUGCCUCUAGAUCCUGUCCUGAGCGAACCAAACGAGCCACUAAAACCAGAGCAGAUUGAGAAGCUAUACGAGAGGGCCAAGCUUGCCCUUGAGACUGAUAACUCUACAUACUAUGAGGAGUUCACAAAGAACUCGUCGCAGAGGAAGUUUAUGUCCCAAAUUUUGUCAGAAGGUACGUUGAACGAUAAGAUCUCUGCCAUAACGUUAUUGAUCCAGGAGUCGCCGUUGCAUAAUACCAAAUCGAUUGACACGAUGCUUGGAUUUUGUUCAAAGAAGUCUAGAAACUCUGCAUUGCAGGCCUUGAAUGCGAUAAAGGAUUUGUUGUUGAAUGGGCUCUUGCCAGACAGGAAGUUGAAGUACUUUAAACAACAAAAUCUAUCAAAUAUGCUAAAUAAACGCACCUUGGCAGUGCUGUAUUUCGAGGACUAUUUGAAAAAGACCUUCUUUAAGAUUCUGGAGAUCAUGGAGAAGCUAUCUCAUGAUCCUAUUAUCCACGUGAGAAUGCAGGUUCUAACCCACAUUUUUGACCUUUUGACUGCUAAGCCAGAGCAGGAAUUUAACUUGUUAAGGCUCGGAUGUAACAAACUGGGUGACAUUGAUAACAAGGUUUCAUCCAAGGCGUGCUUCAAGCUUUUGAGUCUGGAGCAAGCCCACCCUAACAUGAAAUCAGUCAUUGUUGACGCUGUGGUUGACAUUGCAUUAAAGCCCAACGCAGACUACCAUACCACAUACUACUCUGUGUUGACUUUGAACCAGACUAUUUUUAAGAAGUCGGAAACAGACUUGGCAAACAAACUAGUAAAGACGUAUUUCACUCUUUUUGAAAAGUUUUUAAUACAGACAGACGUUAACAAUAAGGACCAUCAGGACGAGGCUGCCAAGACUGACAAGUCAUAUGAACAGCGUAGAAAGAAGAAUUUCAAGAAGGGUAAAAAGGGUGGACGUUCUGUUAAGAACGAAAAAACUGCAGAAGAUGUUAUUGAAGAAACAAACGCAAAGCUCUUUAGCGCAAUCUUGACAGGUCUAAAUAGAGCUUUCCCAUUUGCAAACAUGUCUUCUAAGGUGUAUGAAGCUCACUUGGAUACCUUGUUUAAAAUCACCCAUUCUUGCAACUUUAACACUUCUAUUCAGGCACUUGUCCUUAUCCGCCAGGUCGUUACUAAAGCAGAGCUGAACCCAGAUCGUUACUACCGAACUCUGUACGAAUCUCUGCUCGAUCCGCAACUGGCCAACUCUUCGAAGCACGGUCUCUACUUGAACUUGCUCUACAAGUCUAUCAAGGAAGAUUCCAACAUAGCCCGUGUAGAUGCUAUGGUAAAGAGAUUAAUGCAUGUAUGCUUUAACUGGCUGAACGCCAGCGCCGUCGCAGGUAUGCUUUAUCUAGUGGUACAGCUGUCUAAACAUAUCCCCCAGAUUCGCAACCUGCUAAUAAACACUCCACUAGAUCACGAAUAUGCCUCUGAUAAUGACUCAUCAAGUGCUCCAACUAGCGAGCCAGUGCAGUACGAUCCUAGAAAACGUGAUCCUAGGUUUGCAAAUGCCGAAAAGUCAUCGCUAUGGGAAAUUAAUCAAUUUAUUUCUCAUUAUCAUCCCACCGUUCAGGCAUACGCAGAAGGCAUUUUAUCGAACAAGGAACUCGCAAAGCCUGAUUUAGGACUAUACACUUUAUCUCACUUCCUUGACAGAUUUGUUUAUCGUAAUGCUAAGCAAAAGCCCGUUACUCGAGGUUCAUCCAUUAUGCAGCCGCUUUCUGGAGCGCACACCGGGUCAUUACUUCUACGCACUUCCGAUACUAAUCAUUCGGUUGACAAUCUUCCCGCAAACUCUAUCGAUUGGCUCUCAAAGAAAAUAUCAGAGAUCAAACCCGAUGAGCGCUUUUUUCACCAGUACUUCUCGACCAAAGACGUCUCUAUUCGGAAACGCUCUGCCGCGUCGGGUGACGCUGACGCUGACAGUGACAUGAACGAAGACGAUGUCUGGGAAGCGCUGGUCAAAUCAAAACCAGAUGUGGAGGGAGAGGACACUGACAGCGAACUAAACUUCGACGACGAAGACUUUUCCUCCAUGGAUGACGACGAAAUUCAAGGAUUCUCCUCCGCGGAUGACGACGAUAACGAGGGCUUGAACGGGCAGAAAAGCCAAGCUGCUGACUCCGCUGAUGAAAAUGAUGAUGACAUAAAUUUCCUGUUAUUGUCUGAUGAUGAAAGCACCGAACCACGGAGUGAAAAUCAAGCAAUCGAAACUCACAGCCCAUCGGCCAUCGCUUCCCUCAAGCGUUCUAAAGACAAUAACAAUCAAGAGCCCGCAUCUGCACCUAACAAUAAGCGCCGAAAACGAACUGUUCUUGGUUCCUUACCUACUUUCGCAGACCAAGCAGAUUAUGCAAAAUACCUUUCGGAUAGUGAAUAA
Eremothecium sinecaudum is the source of this 3072-nucleotide messenger RNA. It is a transcript of the gene MAK21, whose product is annotated as RNA-binding ribosome biosynthesis protein MAK21. Lineage: Eukaryota; Fungi; Ascomycota; Saccharomycetes; Saccharomycetales; Saccharomycetaceae. The record is from RefSeq and is a predicted model, not a curated record. Bases 1 to 3072 code for a protein of 1023 amino acids. Gene Ontology annotation, cellular component: nucleus. The transcript has a single exon.